CGAGAUGCCCUGACUAUCCGUCAACACGCCGGCGACAAGUCAACCCGGCAGUCAUCUCAACCAUCAAAUUCCAGCGGAGAAAGGGCGGCGCUGUAGCCCCACCGCUUCACCACGAUGCCGAUGGACACUCCACCACGGCGCACGGCGGCGCUGUCCGACGACGACCGCCUGCUGGUCGACCACUGCGCCGCGCUCUCGUUCCCCUCGGGCUCCCGCUCGCCGACCUCCGCCGCCGCUGCCGCCUCCUCGUUCCAGGUGCACCACGCGUCCCACCCCUACCCCUGCGCGGCCUUCGUCUUCACGCCCACCUGGUCCGCCGCCGGCUGGAUUCCCUCCUCCCCCGACGCCGGCGGCGGCCGCGUGCCGUUCGGGGACGCGGAGGUCGACCCCGCGGUCUUCCCGUCGCUCCGCAGCGUCGGGAGCGGCGUCCCCGCGCGCGCCAGCGCCGCCUUCAUGGCCGCCUUCACAGGCCUGCUCGACGGCUCGCCGCUCCAGUCCGAGGUAUCUAGAGCGGUGGCAGAGGAGAAACGUAUCGUAUUCACAGGCCAUUCAUCAGGGGGUUCAGUAGCCACCCUUGCUGCCAUAUGGUUUCUCGAGAACUGUACCAGACGGGGAAGUGUCAAUCAAGCACAACCGUUUUGUGUGACCUUUGGGGCACCUCUUGUUGGAGAUAAUAUUUUCAACCACGCUGUUAGAAGGGAGGGCUGGUCGCAGUGUAUCUUGCAUUUCAUCAUGCCACUAGACAUCAUCCCACGAAUACCACUGACCCCCCUUGCAUCCUCUAGAGAACAAAUUCAAUCUGUUCUCGAUUGGUUAUCUCCUCAUAGUCCAAACUUCUCACCUGCUGGGAAUUCGCUUGUCAUUCCUGAGUUUUAUGAAACCUUGUUGAGAAGCACGCUAUCUAUUGCCAGCUAUGAGGCCUGCUCUUUCAUGGGAUGCACUAGCUCAAUCCUAGGAACACUUACGUCCUUCAUUGAGCUCUCCCCUUACAGACCCUGUGGGACUUAUCUUUUCUUGACGAGUCCCGAACAACUGAUUGUUCUCACAAACUCGGAUGCUGUAUUGCAGUUGCUAUUUUACUUCCUUCAAUUGGAUCCCCAACAACAAUUGCUUGAUGCUGCUGCCAGAAGUUUAAGUGCUCACUGGCAAUAUGAAUCGAUUAAGCAAUGUGUGACACAAGAGAUAGCUUGUGUGGACUACCUAGGAGCAAUUUCAUCAUCCCUUCCUGGUAGGCCAAUGAAUGGAACAGCAAUUGGUGGACUUGAACUGAGUAAGGAAGCUAUGCUGAGCCUUGCUGCAGCUGGACAAUGGGAGAAGCAAAGAGAGAUAAACCAAGCAAAGAUAGACGCAAACUGCAGUAAAAUUCAGGAAGCCCUCAAGUCCCUGAACGAGUACAAGAGAACAUGCGAGCUCCAUGAAGUGAGUUACUACGAUUCCUUCAAGCUUCAGCGGGAAGUGCAUGACUUCAAUUCAAACGUACGUAGGUUGGAACUAGCCGGCCUUUGGGACGAGAUAAUUGAGAUGUUGCGAAGGCGUGAACUUCCGGAUGCGUUUGAAGGGCGAGAAGAGUGGGUGAAUCUGGGAACCUCAUACCGCCGGCUGGUCGAGCCCUUGGACAUUGCAAACUACUACAGGCAUUCCAAGAACGAGGACACCGGCUCCUACCUCUGCAAGGGGAGGCCAAGGCGUUACAAGUACACCCAGAAAUGGCGCGAGCAGUUACUGCGUAUCCCACUAGGCUCCAGCCUCGAGUCGUGCUUCUGGGCAAUGUCUGAGGAGCUCCAGGCCGAGAUGGUCAACGGCAAAUCGUUCCAGGAUCUCAAAGACAGGGUGGGUAAACUGGAGAGCGAUGCACUUGGAUGGUUCACCUCUGGAAGUCUUGGCAAAGAUGUGUUUCUGAGCAGCUCAUCCUUCGUGAUAUGGUGGAAGACGCUCCCAGAGCAGCACAGGUCUGCAUCCUGCAUCGCAAGACUUAUACCUCCGUAAGGCGGAGGCACAAACUUGGAUGGAUUUCUCCUUACCGAGACUUCAUCCACUAACAUGGUCAAGAUAUAUUCAUUUUCGGAGUUGGAUCAUCGGAAGAUUAUUACUGUCAUGUGGGGAAUUAGGAGCGUAAGAAAUAGUAAUUGGACACAUUAAAAGGGAGGUUAUGACCGGUCUAAUGUCUGAAAACGGACAAGCAAGCAUUGGCAAUGCUCGAAGUUCCAAAGAAAUACGCUGCAUCUCAAAAAAAAAAAAAAAGGCGGCCAUCUUGCCUGAUAAUGGAUGGCGCCCGCCUCAGUAAGCUGUCAAAAUUAACAAAGACGGGGUUCAAUUGCUGGAAGCUCAGAAAGGUGGUGCUGGAGGUGUUGCAAGAUCACGUCCCACCUAUCUAGGAGGUUGGAGUAAACCCUAUCAAGGGAUUACUUAUUCUCUAGUACAUGAUGGAGAAUCGUCUUCGCAAAAUUACGUGGGCUCGGCAAGCUGGUGAUGGAGAGACGGAUUGCUUGGAUAUUGUCAACCUCUCUAGAACACUUACAUGGACCGUGCUCGGCUGUGGUACCAAUUCUUCAAGAAAUAUGAGAGUUAGCUUUAUGAUUUUCUAGUUUCACAAUACAUGUAUCAAGAGCAGCGGACGGCUAAUCUCUGUGCCAACUUGCUUGGCUGAUCAAUCACGCUGUGUGUUACAUGAAUAAAGAUCGCCGAACUCCUGGCAAAAAAUAAGAUAAAACUGAUGUACCUAUGGUUUUA
Messenger RNA from Lolium perenne, 2730 nucleotides. RefSeq names its product protein EDS1L. Gene Ontology annotation, biological process: defense response; lipid metabolic process. The record is from RefSeq and is a predicted model, not a curated record. Lineage: Eukaryota; Viridiplantae; Streptophyta; Magnoliopsida; Poales; Poaceae.